Rosa rugosa (rugosa rose) is the source of this 2997-nucleotide messenger RNA. RefSeq names its product linoleate 13S-lipoxygenase 2-1, chloroplastic-like. The record is from RefSeq and is a predicted model, not a curated record. Gene Ontology annotation, molecular function: protein binding; metal ion binding; oxidoreductase activity, acting on single donors with incorporation of molecular oxygen, incorporation of two atoms of oxygen. The transcript has 9 exons. Gene Ontology annotation, biological process: lipid oxidation. NCBI's taxonomy places the organism in Eukaryota, Viridiplantae, Streptophyta, Magnoliopsida, Rosales, Rosaceae. Bases 82 to 2823 code for a protein of 913 amino acids.
GAACGAACCCAUCAAAGAGUUGGAGCAAGCAAACUAAACAAAGCUAGCUAGCCUGUAGCUGCCUAGCUAGGUUAAGCAAUCAUGAUGAUGAUGAAGCCUCAGCUGCAAAAACCACCCUCCUCCUCUGCUAGAUCUAGUCCUCUCUUACCACUAAAACCUGGCAGCUCCGCCAUUCUGAGCAGCCCUUCCUUCGUCAACAUCCUUCCUGCACACGGCCACACAAAGCACCACUUGAGCAAAAAAUUUAAUCGCAUCCGAGCCUCCGGUGAAGUAAAGGCAACGACGGCAACCACCACAGGGUUGGAUCAAAAGGAUACUGCAGUCACAGUAAAGGCAGUGGUUACGGUGCAAGAAACAGCGGCAAACAUCCUCUCCACCCUUAGCUUGACUGCACCGCUCGACGCCCUCACCGAUUUCGCUGGCAAAACCUUUCUUCUCGAGCUUGUCAGCGUUCAACUUGACCACAAGACUGGGUUGGGGAAAGAAACAAUAAAGGGGUAUGCACACAAAGUGAACCAAAAAGAGACGAUCGUCACAUACGAGAGUGUGCUGACGAUCCCAGCGGGUUUCGGGGAUAUCGGAGCGGUUCAGGUUGAGAAUGAGCACCACGAGGAGGCUUACAUCAAGAGUAUCGAGAUCUCCUGCUUCCCAAAUGUCACCUCUGUUAGUGUUCCAUGUAAUUCAUGGACUCAUUCCAAGUAUGACAAUAAGCAAAAGAGAAUCUUUUUCACCAACAAGUCUUACUUACCAUCAGAGACACCAAGUGGGAUCAAGAGGCUAAGAGAAGAGGAGCUGCAACUUCUGCGAGGAAAUGGCGAGGGUGAAAGGAAAGCAUCUGAAAGGAUUUACGAUUAUGAUACAUACAAUGAUCUUGGAGACCCGGAUAGCAAAGACGAGUUGGCUAGGCCUGUCCUUGGUGGAAAAGACCACCCGUACCCUAGGCGCUGCAGAACUGGACGACCACGCACUAAAAAGGAUCCAUUAUCCGAGGAAAGAAGCAGCAGCGUGUAUGUGCCAAGAGAUGAAGCGUUUUCAGAGUUGAAACAGCUCACAUUCUCUACAAAGACCCUGAAAUCUGUGCUGCACGCAUUGCUUCCUCAACUUGAGAUAACACUUGUUGAUCCAGAGCUAGGAUUUCCCGACUUCACAGCCAUAGAUUCAUUGUUCAAUGAAGGAGUCACAUUGCCUAAGCCAACAGCUAGUGGCUUUUUUCAGUCAAUCAUCCCAAGGCUAGUCGAGGCAAUUAGCGAUGGACAAGAUGAUCUCUUGCUCUUUGAGACCCCUGAAAUACUUGAUCGUGAUAAAUUUUCUUGGUUCGAAGAUGAAGAAUUUUCUAGGCAAACUCUAGCUGGUCUUAAUCCAUAUAGCAUAGAGCUAGUUACGGAAUGGCCAUUGAAAAGUAAACUUGACCCCGAGAUUUAUGGCCCAGCUGAAUCAUUGAUCACCACAGAACUGGUGGAGAAGGAAAUCAGAUGCUUUAUGACUGUCGAUGAGGCCUUAAAAAGAAAGAAGCUCUUUAUUUUGGAUUAUCAUGAUCUGCUCAUGCCUUAUGUGAACAAAGUGAGAGAGGUUGAAGGAACCACACUGUAUGGUUCUCGGACAAUUUUCUUCCUCACUGAGAAUGGCACACUGAGGCCUGUUGCCAUUGAACUCACUCGACCACCCAUUGGUGACAAGCCCCAAUGGAAGGAAGUGUUUACCCCAACAUGGGAUGCCACUGGUUGCUGGCUUUGGAGGCUUGCGAAAGCCCAUGUUUGUGCUCAUGAUUCGGGCUAUCAUCAACUUGUCAUCCACUGGCUGAGGACUCAUUGUUGUACAGAACCAUACAUAAUUGCAGCUAAUCGACAACUAAGUGCAAUGCAUCCCAUCUAUAGGCUUCUACAUCCUCAUUUCCGUUAUACAAUGGAAAUCAAUGCUCUGGCUCGAGAAAGCCUCAUUAAUGCAGGUGGAGCCAUUGAGACCUGCUUCUCACCAGCAAAGUACUCAAAUGAGCUCAGUUCUGCUGCUUACAACCAGCUUUGGCGCUUUGACAUGGAAGCUUUGCCUGCAGAUCUAAUCAAAAGGGGAAUGGCAGUUGAAGAUCCUACAGCUGAGCAUGGUGUGAAGCUAACAAUUGAAGACUACCCAUUUGCAAAUGAUGGUCUCAUUCUGUGGGAUGCCAUUAAGGAGUGGGUGGGUGACUAUGUGAACCACUAUUAUCCAGACCCAACUCUUGUUGAAUCUGAUAACGAGCUUCAAGCUUGGUGGACAGAAGUUAGAACGAAAGGCCAUGCAGACAAAAAAGAUGAACCAUGGUGGCCUGUUUUGAAAACCCCAGAAGAUCUCAUUCAUACUUUGACAACUAUAAUUUGGGUUACAGCUGGACAUCAUGCUGCAGUGAACUUUGGUCAGUACAUGUAUGCCGGAUACUUCCCGAACCGGCCUACAAUAGCUCGAAGCAACAUGCCAACCGAAGAUCCAAACGACGAUCUUUUCAAGGUAUUUUUGAAGAAACCAGAAGCUGCAUUGCUGAGGAGCUUCCCCUCACAGAUUCAAGCAACAAAAGUGAUGGCUCUCUUGGAUGUAUUAUCGAACCAUUCACCCGAUGAGGAGUACAUUGGUGGGAAUGUGGAGUCAUCUUGGGCUGAAAACCCGGUGAUAAAGGCAGCUUUCGAGCGGUUCAAUGGCAAUUUGAAGAAGCUAGAAGGAAUUAUUGAUGAGAGGAACACCAAUAUGAAGCUGAAAAACAGAGUCGGAGCAGGGGUUGUUCCAUAUGAGCUUUUGAAGCCAUUCUCAGAAUCAGGGGUCACAGGAAAGGGAGUUCCCAACAGCAUCUCCAUCUAAAUGCGUUGAUGCGCGCUUUAUUAAUUGUAUUAGUAAUUAACGCUUAAUUAAUCUACAUCCGUCAGUGAUAACUGAUAAUGUGAAACCUUAAUAUUUCCAUGAAAAAUGGUUUCGUUUCACUCUCAUUAUUUCUUUGAGCUAAAGAUUGUAGCUUCACUUAAUUAUUGUCUAUGA